Molecule: messenger RNA, 252 nt
Organism: Pyricularia grisea
Lineage: Eukaryota; Fungi; Ascomycota; Sordariomycetes; Magnaporthales; Pyriculariaceae
Exons: 2
Coding region: 1-252 (83 amino acids)
Source: RefSeq, a predicted model, not a curated record
AUGGUCGUCCACGUUGAAACCGAUAGAGGAGGUACAGGAAGGAAGAGUUCCGAGAUUUGCCUAGAGCAAGCGUCACAACUUGCCAAGCAGAAAAUUGUUGACAGCCACAGGGUAAGUCCCAAUAAGACGUUUAGCAGUUCACGCAAGCUCCGACGCCUCUCAAAUGGCCAGCUCAUUAUGAUCCACCGUUGGCUGCAGCACCCUGUUUCUCAUCGGCCGGGUCCGAUUCGAAGAAGAAACGUCGAGGGGUGA